This is a messenger RNA of Nerophis lumbriciformis (worm pipefish), 2988 nucleotides long. It is a transcript of the gene klhl24a, whose product is annotated as kelch-like family member 24a. Gene Ontology annotation, molecular function: protein binding. The record is from RefSeq and is a predicted model, not a curated record. NCBI's taxonomy places the organism in Eukaryota, Metazoa, Chordata, Actinopteri, Syngnathiformes, Syngnathidae.
UUUUUUGUGUCAAGUAUAAAUAGGUUCUGUGUUUACAGUUAGCUAGAUAGAGCUCUUUGUUGUCGCCUCAAAAAAUGUUGUCAAAAUGUACGGACUGAGCAACAGCUUAUUUUCCGUCCCUUAAUUCCUUCAGGAAAGUUAUUUCAAACUAUAUCCAAACACCCUUUUUUUUCCAGAAGACACUUUUUUUUUUAAUUUUUUUUUAGCUUUCCCACCCGAAAGCGUCCUUUGGAAGCCUUCCUAAGCUAUCUUGAGGUUCCGAGGUGUCCAUUGAAGGCUGCAGUCAUGGUGUUGAUUCUGGGCAGACGGAUGAACAGGGAGGACACUGGUAUCAGAGACUCACCAGCUGUCAAACGCAAGGUAUUUGAGGUUGACUCUAAGACCAUAGCGAGCCAGGAUGUGUUGGACUUCUGCGCUGGCUCCUCCCACUCAGAUGGCAUCCUGCAGGUGUUCAAUGAGUUCCGCGACUGCCGCUUGUUCACAGACGUGGUGAUCAGCGUUCAGGGUCGCGAGUUCCCUUGCCACCGCGCCGUGCUCUCCGCCUGCUCUUCUUACUUCAGAGCCAUGUUCUGCAAUGAUCACAGAGAGAGCCGCGAAAUGCUGGUGGAAAUCAACGGCAUUCUGUCCGAAGCCAUGGACUCUUUCCUCACCUACGUUUACACCGGCCGCGCAAAGAUCACCACAGAGAACGUCCAGUUCCUCUUUGAGACCUCCAAUCUCUUCCAGAUCGCAACAUUGCGAGAUGCAUGUGCAAAGUUCCUGGAGGACCAGCUGGACCCGUGCAACUGCCUGGGCAUCCAGCGCUUUGCCGACGAUCACGCCCUCAAGCAGCUGGCCAGCCGCUGCCAUAAUUACGCCCUCGCUAACUUCUCCGAGGUGGCUCAGCACGAGGAGUUCCUCGACCUACGCAUGGAGGAGCUGGAAGAGUACAUCAACAGCGACGAGCUAUCCGUCGGUAAGGAGGAAAUGGUGUUUGAGGCGGUGAUGCGAUGGGUGUACAGCGGUGUGGAGCAGAGGAAGCCCAUGCUGAAAGCGUUGCUGCACCACGUCCGCCUUCCGCUUUUGCACCCCAACUACUUCGUCCAGACUGUGGAGGGCGACCAGCUCAUUCAGACCGCUCCAGAGUGCUACCAUCUUCUCCAUGAGGCCAGACGCUAUCAUGUCCUGGGAAAUGAGAUGAUGUCGCCCAGAACUCAACCACGCAGGUCGACUGGCUACUCUGAGGUGAUAGUGGUGGUAGGCGGCUGUGAACGGGUAGGAGGCUUCAAUUUGCCCUACACGGAGUGUUACGAUCCAGUUACAGGUGAAUGGAAGUCACUGGCCAAACUGCCCGAGUUUACCAAGUCAGAGUACGCUGUGUGCGCCCUCCGCAAUGACAUCCUGGUGUCAGGCGGUCGCAUCAACAGCAGGGACGUGUGGAUGUACAACUCCCAACUCAACUUGUGGAUCAGAGUGGCUUCUUUAAACAAAGGACGGUGGAGACACAAGAUGGGCGUCCUGCUGGGCAAGGUCUACGCCGUGGGUGGCUACGAUGGCCAGAGCCGCCUCAGCAGUGUAGAGUGUUACGACUCCUUCUCAAACCGCUGGACAGAGGUGGCACCCUUGAAAGAGGCGGUCAGCUCUCCGGCCGUGGCCAGCUGUGUCGGCAAGCUCUAUGUCAUAGGAGGAGGGCCCGACGACAACACCUGCUCGGACAAGGUCCAAUGCUACGAUCCAGAGUCGGACACUUGGUUGUUACGAGCCAACAUCCCAAUCGCCAGGCGCUGCAUCACCGCCGUUUCUCUCAACAAUCUCAUCUACGUGUGCGGGGGUCUCACCAAGUCCGUAUUCUGCUACGACCCGGCGGAGGAUUACUGGAUGCGUGUGGUGCACACGUUCGCCAAACAGGAGAGCUGCGGCAUGUCAGUUUGUAACGGUAAGAUCUUCAUCCUUGGCGGCCGGGGCGAAAAUGGCGAAGCGACGGACACCAUCAUAUGUUACGACCCGGCAACGGGCAUCAUCACAGGAGUGGCAGCAAUGCCGCGAUGCAUCUCCUACCAUGGCUGUGUAACCAUCCAUCGCUUCAAUGACAAGUACCAUAGGCCAUGACCAUAAAACACACUUACACUUCAUCACAUCACACGCACAUCAUUCACUUAAUUUAUUUCCUCACAGUCUCAUGUAGCAUUGCGCUGCUAUGAACCUUUAGCUAUUAAAGUCGCUCUGUAUGUAAUCAUAUUAGUGGCCAGAAUGGCAUCAUAAUGUUCACAUUAAUAGCCUCAGAAAAGUCCAAAGAAAAGUCAAGUUUAUUGUUUGCACCCUUGUUUUUUCUACAGUUGUCGUCUUUAUGUUGAAGAGUAACGUUUGUUCAUAACCCCACUAAUUGACAUCGCUCUACAGGAACAAUCAACUCCAAUGUUUAAGAAAACCGAUACAUUAACAUCAUUAGAAUAUUGAGCAAAGCUAUUGAAAGUAUGCAACCUUAACAAUAACAAAUACAAUAAAAUACAGUACAGGCCAAAAGUUUGGACACACCUUCUCAUUCAAUGCGUUUUCUUUAUUUUCAUGACUAUUUACAUUGUAGAUUGUCACUGAAGGCAUCAAAACUAUGAAUGAACACGUGGAAUUAUGUACUUAACAAAAAAGGUGAAAUAACUGAAAACAUGUUUUAUAUUCUAUCCAUCCAUCCAUUUUUCUACCGCGUGUCCCUUUCGGGGUCGCGGGGGGUGCUGGAGCUCAUCUCAGCUGCAUUCGGGCGGAAGGCGGGGUACAUCCUGGACAAGUCGCCACCUCUUCACAGGGCCAACACAGAUAGACAGACAACAUUCACACUCACAUUCACACACUAGGGCCAAUUUUAGUGUUGCCAAUCAACCUAUCCCCAGGUGCAUGUUUUAUAUUCUAGUUUCUUCAAAAUAGCCACCCUUUGUUCUGAUUACUGCUUUGCACACUCUUGGCAUUCUCUCGAAGAGCUUCAAGAGGUAUUUUUCCAACAGUCUUGAAGGAGUU